Cavia porcellus (domestic guinea pig) is the source of this 2066-nucleotide messenger RNA. It is a transcript of the gene Mboat7, whose product is annotated as membrane bound O-acyltransferase domain containing 7. The coding region runs from base 185 to 1603 and encodes 472 amino acids. The record is from RefSeq and is a predicted model, not a curated record. Gene Ontology annotation, molecular function: lysophospholipid acyltransferase activity. Gene Ontology annotation, biological process: lipid modification; phosphatidylinositol biosynthetic process. Gene Ontology annotation, cellular component: membrane; mitochondria-associated endoplasmic reticulum membrane contact site. NCBI's taxonomy places the organism in Eukaryota, Metazoa, Chordata, Mammalia, Rodentia, Caviidae. The transcript is spliced from 8 exons.
GAGCUGAGCGGUCAGAUCGGCUCCACUCGGCGGCUGAGCGGGCUCACCUUGCUUCCCUGCGCGGCGCAGCCCAGCCGAUCUCCGACGGCAGUGGCGGCAGCGGCGCAUCCAGGCCCAGAUCGCGCGGCGAGAGCCGCAGUGGGCGCGGGCCGGGUGGCCCUCCCGCCUGGCGGGCGCUCAGACCAUGUCCCCCGAAGAGCGCACCUACCUCGUGGUUCUCCUCCUCUCCAUCCCCAUCGGCUUCCUCUUUAAGAAGGCCGGCCCCGGGCUGAAGCGAUGGGGCGCGGCGGCCGUGGGCCUAGGGCUCACCGUGUUCACCUGCGGCCCCCACACGCUGCACUCUCUGAUCACCGUGCUGGGGACCUGGGCGCUCGUUCAGGCCCAGCCCUGCUCCUGCCACACCCUGGCCCUCGCCUGGACCUUCUCCUACCUCCUGUUCUUCCGAGCCCUCAGCCUGCUGGGCCUGCCGACUCCCACGCCUUUCACCAAUGCUGUCCAGCUGCUGUUGACGCUGAAGCUGGUGAGUCUGGCCAGUGACGUCCAGGACCUGCACUUGGCCCAGCGGAAGGAAAUGGCCUCAGGUUUCAGCAAGACGCCUGCCCUGGGGCUGCUGCCCGAUGUUCCCUCGUUGAUGGAGACGCUGAGUUACAGCUACUGUUACGUGGGAAUCAUGACAGGCCCGUUCUUCCGCUACCGCACAUACCUGGAUUGGCUGGAGCAACCCUUCCCCGAGGCGGUGCCCAGCCUGAGGCCCCUGCUCCGCCGGGCCUGGCCAGCCCCCCUCUUUGGCCUACUCUUCCUGCUGUCCUCCCAUCUCUUCCCACUGGAGGCCGUGCGUGAGGAUGCCUUCUACGCUCGCCCACUUGCCACCCGCCUCUUCUACAUGGUCCCAGUCUUCUUUGCGUUCCGCAUGCGCUUCUACGUGGCCUGGAUUGCUGCUGAGUGCGGCUGCAUUGCUGCGGGCUUUGGGGCCUAUCCUGUGGCUGCCAAGGCCCGGGCCGGGGGCGGCCCCACCCUCCAAUGCCCACCCCCCAGCAGUCUGGAGAAGGCGGCUGUCCUGGAGUACGACUAUGAGACCAUCCGAAACAUCGACUGCUACAACACAGACUUCUGCAUGCGUGUGCGGGAGGGCAUGCGGUAUUGGAACAUGACGGUGCAGUGGUGGCUGGCGCAGUACAUCUACAAGAGCGCACCUUUCCGCUCCUACGUCCUGAGGAGCGCCUGGACCAUGCUGCUGAGCGCCUACUGGCACGGCCUACACCCUGGCUACUAUCUCAGCUUCCUGACUGUCCCUCUGUGCCUGGCUGCUGAGGGCUGUUUGGAGUCGGCCCUUUGGGGGCGGCUGAGCCUCAGAGGCCAGAAAGUCUGGUACUGGGUGCACUGGUUCCUGAAGAUGCGCGCCUAUGACUACAUGUGCAUGGGCUUUGUGCUGCUAUCCAUGGGCAGCACGCUCCGGUACUGGGCCUCUGUCUACUUCUGCAUCCACAUCUUGGCCCUGGUCUGCCUGGUGCUGGGGCUGGGUUUCAGACGGGGCAGGCGCAGCCAGCAGAAGGCUGAAGCCCAGGCCACCAGCACCGCCCCAGAAAAGCUCCGGGAGGAGUGAGCUGCCUCGGUGCGCCCUUUGCUGGCCAGACCCGCUGCAAGCCAUCCCCUGGGAAUACUGCGCCAGGCCGCCGACUCCUUUCCGUGUGGGAGGCACUGCUGACCGGAGCUUGGAGAGGAUACCCGCUUCCCCUACUAGCUACUCGCCUCCCGCUGGAUCAGACCCAGGGCUGUGCCCUCUCCUCCCACCCUUGAAAAUCAGGGUUUCACUCAGACCUCAUGUCCCUGCCAGACUCUUACUCUGGAUCUACAAGAGCGCCUCUUCCAAGUCUUGUUCCAUUUUCAUCCAACUAGUAUUUCAGCAGAGAAGGGGUUCAGACCUCGCUUCUCCUCACUAGAGCUGGGGUCUUUGCUCAAGUAGCUCCCACAUGGGCUGCUCUAUUCCCUGUUGCCCUUGGUCCAGGAUGGGCCAGAAUGUGUCAGUCUCACCAAUAAAGUGUCACACGGGUGUGUUUGUGAGAGCA